Prunus armeniaca (apricot) is the source of this 285-nucleotide messenger RNA. The record is from the annotation of a GenBank genome assembly. NCBI's taxonomy places the organism in Eukaryota, Viridiplantae, Streptophyta, Magnoliopsida, Rosales, Rosaceae.
AUGUGCCUGGGAACUACGAAUGUAGAUGACGUAGAAAAACAGGUCGACAAGUUCUACGAUACAGAUUUUGAACUUUGGAAGUCACAAAUAAUCGACUACUAUUUGAAUUUCAAGAAGCUUACUGCUCCUUCGGCUGGUAAAGAGCCUGAUGGGAUGAACAAAGAAGAUUGGAAAGAGCUGGACAAGAUGACUCUUGAACUGUUGUCACUUGAAUCACGACAUGUUGUUCAAGAUGGAUUAGAAGGAAGAAAAUAUUGGAUUUUCUGCAACCUUUUAUUCUUAUAA